Messenger RNA from Pyrus x bretschneideri (Chinese white pear), 798 nucleotides. Its product is annotated as DNA mismatch repair protein MLH1-like. Bases 133 to 621 code for a protein of 162 amino acids. Lineage: Eukaryota; Viridiplantae; Streptophyta; Magnoliopsida; Rosales; Rosaceae. Gene Ontology annotation, cellular component: MutLalpha complex. Gene Ontology annotation, molecular function: mismatched DNA binding; ATP hydrolysis activity; ATP-dependent DNA damage sensor activity. The record is from RefSeq and is a predicted model, not a curated record. The transcript is spliced from 5 exons. Gene Ontology annotation, biological process: mismatch repair.
CGUCUGAGCGGCAACUCUCGGCGUUUGAGGACUUGUAGUCGAUAAAGUCGAUGGGGUUCAGAGGAGAAGCACUUGCCAGCAUGACAUACGUAGCUCACGUCACCGUCACCACCAUUGCCAAAGGCCAGUUGCAUGGCCAUAGAUUCUGCUGAUGAUUAUUCAAAGAUUGUAGAUUUGCUAAGCCGGUUUGCAAUUCAUCAUAUGAAUGUUAGCUCCUCCUGCAGAAAGCAUGGAGCUGCUGGAGCAGAUGUUAAUUCUGUUUCCACAGCAUCAAGGAUUGAUGCAAUUCGAUCGGUGUACGGGGGUGUCUGUUGCUCGCAGUCUGAUGAAAUGGAAGCUUCAGAUAAAGAUCCUUCUAGCUCAGUUUUUCAGAUGGACGGCUUUAUCUCCGAUUCCAAUUAUGUUGCGAAGAAGAUGACCAUGGUGCUUUUUAUAAAUGAUAGAUCGGUAGAUUGCAGUGAUCUGAAGAGAGCUCUAGAAGUUGUUUAUGCUGCAACAUUGCCAAAAGCAUCAAAACCCUUCAUAUACAUGUCAAUUAUGUUACCACCUGAACAUGUUGAUGUGAACGUUCGCCCAAACAAAGAGAGAGGUAAGCCUUCUGAAUCAGGAAAUCAUCAUUGAGACACAAACAUUUCAGGAACAAUAGACAGAAUUGCACAUAUCUUCUGAAAAAAACAAACAAAACCCACCAAGCAGAAGAGCAGAAACAUUCUAAGCUAUCUGGACAGACCAUCCAGAAAUAUUAUCUGAUACAAAGUUGCAAAUAUGCCUCUAUAUCAAACACAAAACAUUGAAUUU